Messenger RNA from Symbiodinium necroappetens, 373 nucleotides. Lineage: Eukaryota; Dinophyceae; Suessiales; Symbiodiniaceae. The record is from the annotation of a GenBank genome assembly.
AUGAUUUUGGAGCUUUGCUUGGCCGCUGCUGGUGUCUGCACGUUGCAGAUGGCAUGGAAUUUCUUUUCCAGGGCGAAGAUGUCGGUUGAGGGCAAGCACGUGCUCAUCACAGGGGGCUCCCAAGGGCUUGGGCUUGCCUUUGCCAAGCUUUGCUUCGCACGGGGCGCCAGGGUGACAAUCGUUGCGCGGACGAAAGCCAAGCUUGAGCAAGCGUGCGAGGAGGUUCGGAUCCAAGGAGCUGCUACAGGAGCAAAGAUUCAAUACUUGGAGAUGGACGUCUCCAGUAUGAAGUGCAGCACCUUCUCCGAGCUCAUGGGCCGUGCUGCAGAAAGCUUCGGGCGUGUGGAUGUGGUGGUGGCCAAUGCUGGGACAG